Molecule: messenger RNA, 4324 nt
Organism: Sus scrofa (pig)
Lineage: Eukaryota; Metazoa; Chordata; Mammalia; Artiodactyla; Suidae
Product: cytochrome P450 4F3
Molecular function (GO): oxidoreductase activity, acting on paired donors, with incorporation or reduction of molecular oxygen; monooxygenase activity; iron ion binding
Source: RefSeq, a predicted model, not a curated record
UUCCAGGAGGAGGGGAAAGAAGUUGUGUGGGACAAGCCACUCUUGACAGAAGGUGACAGGCUGGGGGUCAAGGGCUUGGGGUCCUGGCCUAGGCUAGGGGAGGACACUGCCCAAGGCAGGGUGGCUCCAGGGAAUGAGCUGGCCUAAGGAGAUGAGUGGACACCAUGGGAUGCUACAGCUGAGCCUGUCCAAGAUGGGACUGUGGCUCAUGGCAGCCUCACCAUGGCUUCUCCUGCUGCUGGUUGGGGCCUCCUGGCUCCUGGUCCAAGUCCUGGUCUGGACCUACACCUCCUAUGACAAUGCUCGCCGCCUCCGAGGUUUCCCGCAGCCUCCAAAACGGAACUGGUUCUUGGGUCACCUGGGCCUGAUUCAGAGCUCAGAGGAGGGUCUCCUGUAUACACAGGACCUGGCCAGCACCUAUGGGGAUGUGUGCUGCUGGUGGGUGGGACCCUGGCAUGCAGUCAUCCGCAUCUUCCACCCCACCUGCAUCAAGCCUGUGCUCUUUGCUCCAGCUGCCAUUGCACCCAAGGCCUCAGUCUUCUAUGACUUUCUGAAGCCCUGGCUGGGAGAUGGGCUCCUGCUGAGUGCUGGUGACAAGUGGAGCAGCCACCGUCGCAUGCUGACACCUGCCUUCCACUUCAACAUCCUGAAGCUCUAUAUGAAAAAUUUCAAUGACAGCGUGAAUGUCAUGCAUGCCAAGUGGCAGCACCUGGUCACAGAGGGCCACAACCGUCUGGACAUGUUUGAACACAUCAGCCUCAUGACCCUAGACAGUCUACUGAAAUGUGUCUUCAGUUUUCACAGCAAUUGCCAGGAGAAGCCCAGUCAAUAUAUUGCUGCCAUCGUGGAGCUCAGUGCUCUUGUGGCAAAACGGCACCAGCAGAUCUUCCUGCACCUGGACUUCCUGUACUACCUCACCCCUGAUGGGUGGCGCUUCCAUAAGGCCUGCCGCCUAGUUCACGACUUCACAGAUGCCGUCAUCCAGGAGCGGCGCAACACCCUUCCCACAGAAGGCAUUGAUGACUUCCUCAAGGCCAAGGAUAAGGCUAAAACUUUGGACUUCAUUGAUGUGCUCCUGCUGACCAAGGAUGAAGAUGGGAAGAGAUUGUCAGAUGAAGAUAUCCGAGCUGAAGCUGACACUAUCAUGUUUGGGGGCCAUGACACCACAGCCAGUGGCCUCUCCUGGGUCCUGUACAACUUGGCAAAGCACCCAGAAUACCAGGAGUGCUGCCGGCAGGAGGUGCAUGAGCUCCUGAGGGACCGUGAGCCUAAAGAGAUUGAAUGGGACGAUCUGGCACAGUUGCCCUUCCUGACCAUGUGCAUCAAGGAGAGUCUGCGGUUGCAUCCUCCCGUCACUGUCAUCUCCCGUCGCUGUACCCAGGACAUUGUGCUCCCAGAUGGCCGGAUCAUCCCCAAAGGUGUUAUCUGCCUCAUCAGUAUUUUUGGGACCCACCACAAUCCAUCAGUGUGGCCAGAUCCUGAGGUCUAUGAUCCCUUCCGCUUCGACCCAGAAAACAUCAAGGGGAGAUCACCUCUGGCUUUUAUCCCCUUCUCAGCAGGGCCCAGGAACUGCAUUGGGCAGACGUUCGCCAUGACUGAGAUGAAGGUGGUCCUGGCACUCACGCUGCUGCAUUUCCGUGUCCUGCCAGACAAGGAGGAGCCACGCAGGAAACCAGAGCUGAUCCUGCGGGCGGAGGGUGGACUUUGGCUGCAACUAGAGCCACUGAGCGCUGGCCAGCAAUGACCUACCACCUCCUGGCCGGGGAUCCAUCCUGACCCUACACACCUCACUUAGCAGAAUCCUAAGAAUAAAAUUGUGCUGCCCCCCUGCCUGAACCCAAAGACAACCAGUGGGGGGCGCUUUGGCCAGGCAGAUGGAUGUAGCUGUGAAUGUGGAGGACUGUGACAGAGGGGGAAUGUAGCUGGAGCUCCAUCUUGGAUCAGGAGGAGAAGACCACUCUUUAGGGAAGGUGGAUCAGAGAGCUAGAUGCACUCAAGGUCAGGUGACCCUGGCUCCACCACUCCUUGCCACUGUGUUAUCAAGGUCCCCAUCCCAGUCUGCCAUUUACUAGCUGUUUCACUUGGAGAAAAUCUUUUAUGUCUCUAAGCUUCAGUUCCAUGCUAUUCUUCUGCUGUUGCUGAGAUUGAAAAAGCAAGCACAUGUAAAAUCACUGACUCAACAUCUGGUAAGCAUCAGUACUCAAUAGAGGUGAAUUUCCUCCCUUCCUUUUUUUUUCUUUCUUUUUGCCUUUUCUAGGGCCACUCCUGUGGCAUAUGGAGAUUCCCAGGCUAGGGGUCUAAUCGGAGCUGUAGCCACCGUCCUAUGUCAGAGCCACAGCAACGUGAGAUCCAAGCCGCACCUGCAAACUACACCACAGCUCACAGCAAUGCCGGAUCCUCAACCCAGUGAGCAAGGCCAGGGAUUGAACCCACAACCUCAUGGUUCCUAAUCAGAUUCAUUAACCACUGAGCCAUGAUGGGAACUCCAUGCUUUUUCAAACUCUUAAUGUUUUAAAUACCUCAAAGUUAUGUAUAAGUUUCGGGAAAUGUAGAAACCUGCUAUUGAAAAAAACUCUCUUUAGAAGAUUUAGUAAAUUCAAAAUCUCCAUAGUUAUAUCUGUUAUGUAGUUCCAAGGGGCUUUGAUGUGAAGAUGGCCUGAAGCUAGAAACUGAAACAAAAUUUUUCCCUCAGAGAGGCAUGAGCCAGUACUUCAUUUUCAUCUAGGUGUCCUAGGCAAUGGGCAUCAAGCGGGUCUACAAUAGUGAGAGGAAUAGUGAGAGGGCAGGAGUGGGGCUGCUCCUUCAGAACCUAGGACAGUGGCUGCCCCAAGCCUUGCCCCAUUCAGUGCAUAGGGUGUCCUGUAUAGAGUCCUAGUCUCAGAACCUUUGAGGGGCCCAGAAGUUGGGGGCCAGAGGACUUACUGGGUACUAAAUAAGAAAGAAAUCCUGUGACAUGAAAUGAGUAAUGAAUAAUAUAUUCUAGCUGAAAAUCACAUUUGUUUUUCUUCACCUUAUUUAAAAUGUUUUUCACUUUCUAUUUUGUUUCAUUUAUCAUUCCUCCAAAUGCCACCUUGCCAUGGAAGAAAAUGCAUGUAACAAAAAGAAAUAAAAAUCAUAUCCAUAACCCAAACAUGUCAAACUAAUCACCAUUCAUAUUCUUUCACACACGCUGCCAAAUUUUGUUUAUAUGUAAUUAUAAAACAAGUAGAAAUGUGAAUUUACGUCUAAAUAUAUUACUUUUAUAUGUAAUCCCCUUUUAAAAAUGCUAUUUUGCUGACUAACAAGCACCUGAAAAGAUUCUAACAUCAUUAGUCAUUAUGGAAAUGCAAAUCAAUGCCACAGUGUGAUACUACUUCACACCCACUAGGAUGGAAAGGAUAUAAGAAAUGGAAACUAACAAGUGUUUGAAGAUGUAGGGUAAUUGGAAUCUUCACAUGUUACUUCUGGAAAUAUAUAUAAAUGGUGCAGCCACUGUGGAAAAUAGCCUGCUAUUUCCUCAGUAAAUGAAACCUCAGAUUACCUUAUAACCUAGACAUCUCUCACCUAUGUACGUGCCCCAAAGAAUUGAAAAUAGGUGUUCAAGCAAAAAUCUGUAUACAACUGUUUAUAGUGGCACAAUACACAUUUUGCCAAAAGUUGGAUCUUUGGGAAACAAUCCAAAUAUCCAUUAACAGAUGGAUGUAAAAUAGAGCUUGGUAUAUUCAUAACAAGAAAAACCACUGGGCCAUAUAAAGAAAUAAAGCACUGUUACAUCUUACAAUGUGAAUGAAUGUUGAAAACGUUGUGUUAAGUGAAAGGAGCCAGGCACAAAAUGUCACAUAUUGUAUGAUUCCAUUUAAAUGAAAUAGAUAAACCUAUAGAGAAUAGAUCCAGAAACUGGAGGAUAGAGGGGGAAAUAGAAAGUGACUGCUCAUAGGUAUGAGGUUUUCUUUUCAGGUGAUGAAAAUAUCUUGGAAGUAGAUAGAGCUAGUGGUUGCAAAACAUUGUGAAUGUGCUAGAUGCAUAGAAUUGAACACUUUAUAAUAGUCCAAAUUGUGAAUUUUAUGUUAUGUGAGUUGUACCUCAACCCCCCAAAUGCUAUUGUAUCAUAUAUUUGUCUUGUUACUCUGGGUUUUCCUAUAAUGCUAUAUUGUGAACAUUUUUCCACAACAUAAAAUCAUCAUCUUGGGGGACUUUCAAAUCUUUAAGUGCUAAGCAUUCCAGGCAUUCUAUUUUUUUCAAUUAUGUUUGAAAAUAAUUACAUUGUCUCACUUGGAAGAAUUUUCUUUAUGCACUUUGGUUGUUUGAGACAUCACUACCAAUUAUAAAUGGAAUUAUUCUUUUU